Molecule: messenger RNA, 4857 nt
Organism: Sarcophilus harrisii (Tasmanian devil)
Lineage: Eukaryota; Metazoa; Chordata; Mammalia; Dasyuromorphia; Dasyuridae
Gene: ZBTB7A
Product: zinc finger and BTB domain containing 7A
Exons: 3
Coding region: 583-2247 (554 amino acids)
Biological process (GO): regulation of transcription by RNA polymerase II
Molecular function (GO): protein binding; DNA-binding transcription factor activity, RNA polymerase II-specific; RNA polymerase II cis-regulatory region sequence-specific DNA binding
Source: RefSeq, a predicted model, not a curated record
CGCCUCCCCUCCUCGGGCGCCCCCCCUCUGCGGGGAAGGGGCGGGAGGGGACGCCAGGGGUGGGGUCCCCAGGGCGGAGGCCCCGGCCUCCCUGGCCGACGGACGGCGAGGCCACUCCCUGCCAGGCAGCCCCUGGGCCCGGGCACCCUUUGGAAAGGGGGACCAUCGGCACGGCCCCGGAGGCCUGGGCCCAGGCCUGCUGCGUGGGGGUGGGGCCGGGGCCGGGGCCUGGGGCCAGACUGCUCUCCGCCGGGACGCCCCGGCCUUGCCCCUGCCUUGUCGGGGCACGUAGGCCCCGCUGGGAUCGCCAGGCUCCGGCUCGCGGGCGGCUCGCCUAACCUUCACCUCCGCGGCCACCUCCAGUGGACCUCAGUUUCCCCCCUUCUCCCCCCGUCGUGCGAGGGGCUUGGGUUAGGCGAACUCCGAGGUCUCCUCCAGCUCGGGCCGUCAGUGUUUAUAGCUUGUUCUGUGUUCCGAGGCCCUCCGGGCUCCGGGCUUCGGUGUUCUGUGUUCUGUGGGUCCUCCCAGCUCUGACAUCUGGCAUUCUACGCUCUGACCCUAGUGGAGAUCUUGGCGUGAAAGAUGGCCGGUGGUGUGGAUGGCCCCAUUGGGAUCCCCUUCCCUGACCACAGCAGCGACAUUCUGAGCAGCCUGAAUGAACAGAGGACCCACGGCCUACUGUGUGACGUGGUCAUCCUGGUGGAGGGCCGAGAGUUCCCCACGCACCGCUCCGUGCUGGCCGCCUGCAGCCAAUAUUUUAAGAAGCUUUUCACGUCGGGGGCUGUGGUGGACCAGCAGAAUGUCUAUGAGAUCGACUUUGUGAGUGCGGAAGCCCUCACCGCCCUGGUGGACUUUGCCUACACAGCAACCCUCACCGUCAGCACAUCCAAUGUCAGUGACAUCCUCAACGCUGCUCGCCUGCUGGAGAUCCCGGCUGUCAGUGACGUGUGCGCCGACCUCCUGGACCGCCAAAUUCUGGCCAAGAAUGACCAGAUGGAUUUAGUAGAUCAAAUUGAUCAGCGGAACCACCUCAGAGCCAAGGAGUACCUUGAAUUCUUCCAGAGCAACCCCAUCAACAGCCUCCCUAACAACUUUCCGUGGACCAACCCCAACUUUGCCGGCCCAGAGGAUGAGGAGGAUGAGGAGGCGGCAGCAGCUGUGGCGGCCGCGGCUGCGGCCGCCACAGCGGCCGCUGGUGGUGAAUGCAAUGGCUUGGACUUCUAUGCCCAGGGUGAGCGACCAAAGGCCAAUGAUGGUGACCCAGACAACAGUCAGGGCCUGUGGCCCGAUCGUGACGAGGAGGCAGCCCCAGGGGCCAGCCUCUUCCCCCCCUCACAGAAUGGGCACUAUGGAGGCCGCAGUGGUGGUGCUGGGGGUGAGGAGGAAGCUGCCUCCCUUUCAGAGGCUCCUGAGCCCGGGGACUCCCCCGGCCUUGUGUCGGGGACGGCCGAUGGGGAGGACGGCGACGGGGCAGAGGUGGACGGGCUGGCCGCCAGUGCCCUGCUACAGCAGAUGAUCACCUCAGUGGGGCGGCAGGCUGGUGGUGGGGGCAGUGAGGAGGAUCAGCGCAAGGAGGACGAGGGUGUCAUGGAUUAUUACUUGAAGUAUUUCAGUGGCUCCCAUGAGGGCGAUGUCUACCCGUCAUGGUCCCAGAAGGUGGAGAAGAAGAUCAGGGCCAAAGCAUUCCAGAAGUGCCCCAUCUGUGAGAAGGUGAUCCAGGGGGCAGGCAAGCUGCCCCGUCACAUUCGUACCCACACUGGUGAAAAGCCCUAUGAGUGCAACAUCUGCAAAGUCCGAUUCACCAGGCAGGACAAGCUGAAGGUCCACAUGAGGAAGCACACGGGGGAGAAGCCCUAUCUGUGCCAGCAGUGCGGGGCUGCCUUUGCCCACAACUACGACUUGAAGAACCACAUGCGGGUGCACACGGGCCUGCGGCCCUACCAGUGUGAGAGCUGCUUCAAGACUUUCGUCCGCUCCGACCACUUGCACAGGCACCUCAAGAAGGACGGCUGCAACGGAAUCCCCUCCCGCCGAGGCCGCAAGCCACGGGUGCGCGACUCGGGGGCGGGGGCUGCUCCGGCCCCCGCACCAGUGGCCCAGGACGGCCGGCGCCACCGGCCCGAGAAGCACUUUAAGGAGGAAGAGGAAGAGGACGAGGAAGAAGAGCAGCCCCAGCCUGAGGCCCCGGGCAGGUUGAAUGUAGCGGGAGGGUCAGCUGACGGUAACUUAACGACCGGACUCUCCUAAAACCAAAAACACAGAGAAAAAUUCUAUCUAUAUACAGAUCUCUCUAUAUACAUAUAUAUAUAUAUAGACAUAUAUAUAUAUGAAGCGUCACAAAAUCUAGUUAGUUCUAUCCUCCGAUUUUCUCUUUAAUGAUGUUUUCUCCCUCCCUCUUCCAAUCCCCUUCCCUUCCAGGACCCCAUGAUUUUUGAGAAGACUCUUUCUAGGCCUGCCAUCCCCCUCUCCACCAGGGAGGGGACCCAGGGAUCUGGAUUUUGGCCCAUCCAAGGCCAUUUUCGAGGUGGCAUUGGUGGCAGGCUCCAGGCCCCAACUCCAGGACUUGAUUUUGGGCCUGGUUGGGCUCUGGAGGGUUCAAGGUGGGGUAGGGGUGAUUGACAGUUGGGUUUUUAUUUUUCACUGGUUGGUUGGUUCCUUCCCACUCUCCCUCCCCCCAAGUAAUGUCAUGAGGGGUAGUGGGGAAUGGUAGGAGUCCUUCUUCCUGAGUCUUUCAGACAAGACCUUAAAAGAUGUCCGUCCGCUACUAGUGGACGUUAAAAUAGCCCCUUCCCCACCCUGCUCCUUGAUCUUGCUCUGCACACCGCUGACCCCUUCCCUUUCCUCAGGGCACUUAUUGGGGGUUGUCCCCACCCCCUCCCUCGCACAACUUUCCUAUUCCCCAAAACCACCCUUCCUUCCUCCCCCUCCAACUCCUGCUUUUACUCUCCCGGGGUGUGGGGGAGGCUGAGAAUGGGGGUCAUGGCUCCUAGAUGCCUACUUGGGCCCCUUCUCUCCUGGCCUUUGAAACCCAAAUAUAUUUAUUUUCUUGGGCUAAUCAAGGAGGAGAGGAGGCCCAGGGAUGGGGGGAACUGGGGAAAUGGAGUGGGGUACACUGAGGGGAUCCUCCCUCCCUCCUGCCUCUGCACUUAACUACUUAGUGUGAGUCCCUGCUCUGUGGGCUUCCUCUCCAUCUCUGCAACCCCCCCGCCCGGCCAGGGUGAGCCGUAUCAGGGACCCCGUCAUCUCACCCUGCCAGGGGAGGUGGGGGGGCCACUUAACAGCCUGCGUGGCCUUGCCAGCCCCCCUUGGGGAAAGAGAUGUUUAGAGAUUAAAAGCCCUUUCCCUCAAAAAGCACUUUUUAGAUUAUUUUUAAAACACCUUUCCAGAGAGGCAGCACAGGGUGAAUGUCGGCAGAGAGAGUAUGGAGGGGGAGGCAGGGUGGUCAGGGCAGCUGGUGCCAGGACCAGAGCCAGGCAGGUGGGGGAGGGGGAGGAGAGAGAGUGGAGAUGUUUGAUGCAGUGAAAGCAAUAAGUAAAAAAAAAAUUAUAAAAUGGAAGAAAAAAAAGUAGAAAAAGACAAAAAAACCAACCACGUUUGAAGUCUUAGCACUUUGUGAUGGAACGGGUACUACACUUUAUCUGAAUUCUUAAUUUAAAAACAUGUUUACAAGUUGCAACCAACUUCUAUGGAAAAUUAAAAAGACAAAAAAAGUGAUUAUUACAAAAAAAAAAGAAAAGAAAUUCCUUUAAAAAUCAAUUUAUUUUUGUAAAAAACAAUAAAAAGAAAAACCCACUGAUGCAGAAUCCACUUCUGUUUCCCGCAGUAGAACCAGGAACUGGGCUUAGGGGGUUCUGCGAUAGGACUAGAACCUUCUAGAACAUUUGCCCAUUGCAACAAAGCUUGAAUCUCAGGCAGGAAUAUGGGGUUUUGUGUUGGGAUGAUUUUCUUUCUCCUUCCCUCCCUUUUGUUCUCUCUUUGGUUCUCUCAUGGUUUUUCUCCGUAUCUUACUUACCCUUGUUGGCCAGAGAGGUGGCCCCUGGCCCUAGUGGGUCUCCUGAGAGGAGGGAGUUCUGAGAAAGGGCUCUGUCUAGAUCACACUUACAUUACAACCAGCUAGACCAGUCCGAAAGGUCUUUCUGAAAUGCCUGCCUCCCGGUGCCCUGGGCCCCUCGUGACCCUGCAGCCCCAUUUCCCACUCUUUGCCCAUACUCCCUCAGGACCUGCCUUUUGGCUUCCUUCCAACAUGGUGGACUAAAAACAUGGCUCACAGAGUCUGCCUGGAGCGGCCAUCUUGAAAGGCCUGUUACCAUUCAAUGGGGCCCCAGGACGGGGAGGUGCCCGAUUUCAGGGCCUCUUUUGCCCGACACCCUUGUUUUUAUUCUAAGGCACUGACUGUCAAACGAGGGCCUCUCCCUGGGAUGCCCAUCCCAUUUAGGCCAUGACUGGGGAAACGGUGUUGGGGGAAACCUCUUCCAGAGACCAGACCUCGCCAGGCCCUGCGGACAGGUCCCUCUGAGUUCUCACCUGUCGGCACAGCCCUGGUACCCAGCCCAUUCCCCCCCUCUCAGGGGCUUUCGGUAGUCCCCUGGGAGGAGGCGGCUUUCGGGUACCCCAAUCCCGGGCCCCGGGCCCCGGCCGCUCUAACUCCUCUACUCCUAGAGGGUACCUCUGCUUAGCACUGGCCCCCCUCACACAUAUGCAAAAACCCGGUGCGGACUUGUAAAUAGACGCAACUUUGGAGUUCCUUCUGGUAAAGCCCCAAGCGGUGGUAUCUGUUUCCCUAGCUUCAGCCGCCAGCAUCCCAGCUCCUGAGCUCCCCCUUCCCUUUCUCCGCACACCUUCGAGAAGUUUAAAAAA